Medioppia subpectinata is the source of this 1422-nucleotide messenger RNA. The record is from the annotation of a GenBank genome assembly. Lineage: Eukaryota; Metazoa; Arthropoda; Arachnida; Sarcoptiformes; Oppiidae.
AUGACAAACACAAACUUCUGUACGGAGGUCAAGAGUGUGAAGGAGUUGUUCAAGUCUUUGAAUGUGGAGACAGUUGUGGUUGAGUUGGAUGUGAUAGAAAGGGGACAGGAGUUACGACAGGCUCUGAGCGCUCGGGUCGGCCGCACGUCUGUCCCGCAGGUGUUUAUCUCUGGCCAACACAUCGGCGGUUGUGAUGACACACAUCGGGCCAGAGAUGACGGACUGUUGGCUAAACUACUGAAAGGACACGACUAUGACUACGACCUGAUUGUGAUUGGGGGCGGAUCUGGAGGUUUGGCCGCAUCUAAGGAAGCGGUCAAAUACAACAAGAAGGUAGCGGUUCUGGACUUUGUUGUACCCACACCUCUGGGCACAGCAUGGGGAUUGGGCGGAACGUGUGUUAACGUUGGAUGUAUUCCCAAAAAACUGAUGCAUACGGCGGCUCUCAUCGGACAAACACUGAAAGACGCCCCACAUUAUGGCUGGAAUAUACCGGGAGACUGUCCCGGAGUUAAAGAGUUUGCUAUUACUUCUGAUGACUUGUUUUCUCUGCCCUAUUGUCCCGGAAAGACGUUAGUUAUCGGCGCUUCAUAUGUGGCUCUGGAAUGCGCCGGUUUUCUCCGCGGCCUCGGAUUGGAUGUCACUGUAAUGGUUCGGUCAAUACUGUUGAGAGGUUUUGAUCAGGAAAUGGCUGAAAAGGCCGGUCAGUAUAUGGCCGAAGAAGGGGUCAAGUUUUUGCGCCCCUCUAUUCCACAGCGAAUCCAACAGUUAGAGUCCGGAGCGCCCGGAAGACUACUCGUAACCGCUAAGAGAACUGAUAACAACCAGGAGUUUAGUGAGGAAUACAAUACCGUUCUGUUUGCCAUCGGACGCGAUCCCUGUACUGAUACUAUUGGUCUCGAAAACGCCGGCGUUUUGAAGGAGAAAAACGGAAAACUGGCCACAAUUAGUGAGAAGACAAACGUUGACAACAUUUACGCCGUCGGAGACAUACUUUACGGGAAGUUAGAGUUGACUCCAGUGGCCAUUGAAGCGGGCGUUUUAUUGGCUCGACGUCUGUUUGGCGGCAGUAAUGUUGAGUGCGAUUACAUUAACGUUCCCACAACUGUAUUCACACCAUUAGAAUACGGCGCCUGUGGUUAUACUGAGGAACAGGCCGUCCAAACAUUUGGCGAACAAAACAUUGAAGAAAGACUAUUGGGUUUUCAUUAUUUGGGUCCAAAUGCUGGUGAAGUGACACAAUUGGUUGGUCUCUCCCUUAAAAUGAAAGCCACAAAAGCAGAUCUCGACGCUCUUAUAGGCAUUCAUCCGACGUGUGCUGAGGUAUUCACAACCCUUGAUGUGACAAAACGGAGUGGUUUGGCGCCUGAUCUCAAGUCUUGUUGUGGUUGAGCUCUGCAACAGUGUUGGACUCAAACUGUU